AUGGCCAUCUGGUAUGGGGACUGUACUUCGGGGAUAAUCUGCCAAGAGCGACAAUCACUGAAGUUGCUCUCUUUGGCAGGAAAAGAAAAGGAGGUUGAAGAUGCCCCAUCAUCUGAAAAUUGUGAUGAUACGUCCGUGCAUCUGGUGAGUACACUUGCAUCUACCUAUUUAAGUAUUGUGUCUGAUAGUCAUGACUCUUAG
Ilex paraguariensis (yerba mate) is the source of this 201-nucleotide messenger RNA. The record is from the annotation of a GenBank genome assembly. NCBI's taxonomy places the organism in Eukaryota, Viridiplantae, Streptophyta, Magnoliopsida, Aquifoliales, Aquifoliaceae.